GGAUGAGGUCAAUAUCCUUCCAGGGUACCCGGGCCAGGUUGAUUAGAAAGGCCUGCUCGCAGAAGUGUUUUAGGGAGCGUUUGACAGUGAUGAGGGGUGGUCGUUUGACCUUGGACCCGUGGCGGAUACAGGCAAUGAGGCAGUGAUCGCUGAGAUCUUGAUUGAAGACAGCAGAGGUGUAUUUGGAGGGCAAGUUGGUCAGGAUAAUGUCUAUUAGGGUGCCCAUGUUUACGGAUUUAGGGUUGUACCUGGUGGGUUCCUUGAUGAUUUGUGUGAGAUUGAGGGCAUCAAGCUUAGAUUGUAGGACUGCCGGGGUGUUAAGCAUAUCCCAGUUUAGGUCACCUAACAGAACAAACUCUGAAGCUAGAUGGGGAGCGAUCAAUUCACAGAUGGUGUCCAGGGCACAGCUGGGAGCUGAGGGGGGUCGGUAGCAGGCGGCAACAGUGAGAGCCUUAUUUCUGGAGAGAUUAAUUUUUUUAAUUAGAAGUUCGAACUGUUUGGGCAUAGACUUGGAAAGUAUGACAGAACUUUGCAGGCUAUCUCUGCAGUAGAUUGCAACUCCUCCCCCUUUGGCAGUUCUAUCUUGACGGAAAGUGUUAUAGUUGGGUAUGGAAAUCUCUGAGUUUUUGGUGGCCUUCCUAAGCCAGGAUUCAGACACGGCAAGGACAUCAGGGUUGGCAGAGUGUGCUAAAGCGGUGAGUAAGGCAAACUUAGGGAGGAGGCUUCUGAUGUUGACAUGCAUGAGGCCAAGGCUUUUUCGAUCACAGAAGUCAACAAAUGAGGGUGACUGGGGACAUGCAGGGCCUGGGUUUACCUCCACAUCACCCGAGGAACAGAGGAGUAGUAGGAUGAGGGUGCGGCUAUAGGCUAUCAAAACUGGUCGCCUAGAGCGUUGGGGACAAGGAAUAAAAGGAGCAGAUUUAUGGGCGUGGUAGAAUAGAUUCUGGGCAUAAUGUGCAGACCAGGGUAUGGUGGUGCACGGGUACAGCGGAGGCAAGCCCAGGCACUGGGUGAUGAUAAGAGAGGUUGUAUCUCUGGACAUGCUGCUGCUGGUGGUGGUGAUGAGGGGUAUGGCUGCUCCAGCCCCAAUCUGCUCUCUGCUGGGCCAACCCGCUCUGCCUCUCCUGUCUGCCGAGGGGGACAUCAACAUUGGGGCAGUGUUCCCACUACAUAGGAAUGCCCUCUUCAAGGUCCAUUCGUUCACCUCCAGACCAGAGAAAACACCCUGUAUCAGUUUCAGCCAACGUGAGUUCCAGUUUGCACAGACCCUGAUCUUUGCCCUGGAGGAGAUCAACAACAGCAGUGAUCUUCUCCCAGGACUGUCUCUGGGUUACCAGGUCUAUGACUCCUGUAGCUAUGCCCCCCUGGCCAUCCACUCAGCCCUGGCCCUGAUGAACAGCCCUGGGCCUGAGGACAGCCUGGGAGACCCCUCCUCCUGCUCCAGAUCUCCCGCCGUGUUGGGCAUUGUAGGGGAGUCAAGCUCCACAUCCACCAUCGGAAUAUCAUCCCUGGUCGGUCCAUUCAGCAUCCCUGUGAUCAGCCACUUUGCCACCUGUGCUUGUCUGAGUAACAAAAAAAAGUUCCCCUCCUUCUUCAGAACCAUCCCCAGUGACUUCUACCAGAGCAGAGCCCUGGCAAAGCUGGUCAAACACUUUGGAUGGAACUGGGUGGGAGUGGUGAACAGCAACAAUGACUAUGGAAACAACGGCAUGGCCACAUUCAUGGAGGCAGCGUGGCAUGAAGGGGUCUGUGUAGAGUACCAAGAGGCCAUCCACCGCACAGACCCCCGAGAGAAGCUCCUGGAAACCGUCAGGGUGAUCAGGAAGGCCACAGCCAGGGUGGUGGUACUGUUCAUGGGCUUGGGGGACAUCGUCCCCCUGAUGAAUGAGUUGGCUCUGGAGGGAGACCUAGGGCUGCAGUGGGUGGGCAGCGAGGCCUGGAUCACAGCCAGACUGCUGGCGGAGAACAAGGCCUACGGCUUCCUGAGGGGGGCGGUGGGCUUUGCCAUCAGGAAUGCCAGGCUGGAUGGUCUGGAGGGGUUCCUAGACAAGGUGCACCCCUCCCAGGCGCCAGACAACACCCUGCUCAGGGAGUUCUGGGAGACUGUGUUCCAGUGCUCCUUCGAGGGGGGCAGCAGCAAGCUGUGCACAGGAACAGAGAGCUUAGCAACGCUGGAGAACCAAUACACAGACGUGUCAGAGCUGAGAAUACCCAAUAAAGUGUACACAGCUGUAUAUGCCUUUGCACAUGCUCUACACAACCUGCUGACAGACUUAAAGAAUGACACAGACAGCGGCAACAGACCAGCCUACACACCACAGCAGGUGCUACAGUACCUGAAGGAGGUGAGGUUUAGAGUAAAGACAGGAGAGGAGAUCUGGUUCGAUGCUAACGGAGAUGUGGUGGCGUGCUACGAGCUAGUGAACUGGCAGCAGGAGGAGAAUGGGACCCUGCAGUUCCAUGCUGUGGGGCUGUAUGAUUCCUCGAUGCCCCCUGAACAGCGCAUUACCUUCAACAAGGGAAAACUGGUCUGGGCAGGGGGCCAGGCAGAGGCACCUGUUGCAGUGUGCAGUGAGAGCUGUCCCACAGGCACUCGUAAGGCUGUACAGAAAGGAAAGCCUGUAUGCUGUUAUGACUGUGUACCAUGUGCGGAGGGAGAGAUCAGUAACAUCACAGAUUCUAACGGCUGCUAUCGAUGUGACUUGGAGUAUUGGUCAAAUGAAAAAAGGGACUGCUGUGUGUUGAAACCAGUUGAAUUCCUCUCCUAUGAAGAAACGAUGGGCAUAGUUCUGGUGUUUUUCUCCUUACUGGGGUCCGGUGUUACUACUCUGGUAGCUGUUGUGUUUUCAAUUCAUAAGGACACCCCCAUCGUCAGGGCCAACAACUCUGAGCUGAGCUUCCUGCUGCUCUUCUCCUUGACUCUGUGCUUUCUGUGUUCUCUUACUUUCAUUGGCCGGCCCUCUGAGUGGUCCUGUACGCUGCGCCACACAGCGUUUGGCAUCACCUUCGUCCUCUGCAUCUCUUGUGUUCUGGGGAAAACAAUAGUGGUGUUGAUGGCCUUCAGGGCUACACUUCCAGCCAGUAAUAUCAUGAAAUGGUUUGGUCCUCCACAGCAGAGACUCAGUGUUCUGGCUUUCACUCUCAUACAGGUCCUGAUUUGUGUUCUUUGGUUAACAGUCUCCCCUCCUUUCCCCUACAAGAACAUGAAGACCUAUAAGGAAAAGGUCAUUCUAGAGUGUGAUGUGGGUUCAGCUAUUGGUUUCUGGGCUGUGUUGGGGUAUAUAGGACUCCUGGCUCUCUUGUGCUUUGUGCUGGCUUUUAUGGCUCGAAAGCUGCCUGAUAACUUCAAUGAGGCCAAAUUCAUCACCUUCAGCAUGCUCAUAUUCUGUGCAGUCUGGAUCACCUUUAUCCCAGCUUAUGUCAGCUCUCCUGGGAAGUUCACUGUAGCUGUGGAGAUCUUUGCUAUUCUGGCCUCCAGUUUUGGUUUACUUUUCUGCAUAUUUGCUCCUAAAUGUUUCAUUAUAUUGCUGAGGCCAGAGCAAAACACCAAGAAACAUAUGAUGGGGAAGACAUCCAAUGACAAACGAUAUUAA
Messenger RNA from Salvelinus fontinalis (brook trout), 3593 nucleotides. RefSeq names its product extracellular calcium-sensing receptor-like. Gene Ontology annotation, biological process: G protein-coupled receptor signaling pathway. Lineage: Eukaryota; Metazoa; Chordata; Actinopteri; Salmoniformes; Salmonidae. The transcript has 7 exons. Gene Ontology annotation, molecular function: G protein-coupled receptor activity. The coding region runs from base 969 to 3593 and encodes 874 amino acids. The record is from RefSeq and is a predicted model, not a curated record. Gene Ontology annotation, cellular component: membrane.